Messenger RNA from Fusarium odoratissimum NRRL 54006, 1197 nucleotides. RefSeq lists its product as uncharacterized. NCBI's taxonomy places the organism in Eukaryota, Fungi, Ascomycota, Sordariomycetes, Hypocreales, Nectriaceae. Bases 1 to 1197 code for a protein of 398 amino acids. The record is from RefSeq and is a predicted model, not a curated record. The transcript has a single exon.
AUGGAUGUGAAGAUAAAGCCCGAAAUCUCCACACAGCUAGAUCGUAUUUGGGAGCACAAAGCUUGGAAGUAUCUUGACGCGUCAAAGGGAACUUGGCCAGUCAUGGAAGGACAGAGAGCCCCCCUGGUUGGAACACGCUGCGAUCCUAUGGACAGCCAAUCCACUAAGAUCCCUCUCAACACACGGACUUCUCAGGGAUUAGAUAGGAAAGAAAGUAACGAGGACGAUGAGAUAGACGAUGAGAACGUUGAAGCCUGGGAACUUGAGGACGAUGAUGACGACGAAGACGCCGAGAGCGAUUAUAAUGAUUCUGGACAUUUUGACGAUAUUGAGGGGACCACAGCUGGAACCCAUCAAGAUAUAUUCUCAGGGGUAUCAGGGGGCUCUGCUGCAUCUGCAUUUGCACAAUUUCUUGAACUCUUGUUCCAACUAUGUAUCAUGCUCAGUACUGAACCUUUUCUCAAUGGGCAACCGAGUUCUACGCUGCUUAUAUACUUCAGCGGUAUACUUGGACUUUCCGCUGAUUGCCAGAGAUUCCGGCUCGCUCGACAGUAUUGUACAAAACUCUCAGCGAUGAUAUACGUACAGCGCAUCUUAUUCCUGGAGCAAGCUCUACCUUUGCGUGGAUAUCAAUCCAUAGGCAUUCCUCAACGGCAGGAUGCCAGGGCUCUCGAGUGUCUCGACAAAAUCCGAGCCAAGUAUAUGGUUCUAGGCUCGCAAUAUCCUUUGGCGGAGCUGAUCAGCCUACGAGAUUUCGGACGUAAUGUUGCACGUAACGAACCACCCUCUAUGCUUUUCCACUGGAGCAACGAUGGUGAGACAGUGUCUCAUGCGAGUGUCCAAGUAACAAUGAACGAGUUCCGCAAACUGCCAGACUAUUUUAUUACACAGGCGGAAGCACUAUGCGAUCGAUUGAUGUUUGGGAUCCAGCCAAGCAUUGACUUAUCAGGAGUCAAAGACAAUAUGUCUAUUUCUACAAGUGGUCAUAGCUUCAUCAAGUACCCUGAGAACGGUCUAGAGUCAGCCUACUUGGAAUUACUAGUCCGUGCUUAUACCGCAGGCAGAACCGGAUUAGCCCAAAACGGCGUUUGGAGGUGGCAUGCUGUUACAGAAUAUCUGAAACUGGUUAGCAAGAUGGAAGAACAGCUUGCCGGUGGCCUUUAUACUGCAUGUGGCCAGACACCACGAAUCAUGUAG